This is a messenger RNA of Cajanus cajan (pigeon pea), 816 nucleotides long. RefSeq names its product multiprotein-bridging factor 1b. Lineage: Eukaryota; Viridiplantae; Streptophyta; Magnoliopsida; Fabales; Fabaceae. Gene Ontology annotation, molecular function: DNA binding. The record is from RefSeq and is a predicted model, not a curated record. Gene Ontology annotation, cellular component: nucleus.
GCAAUCCAAGCUAAGAAAUAUCCACAUUCAUUUCAUUCAAUCUUCUAAUAAAACCCUAGCCUCGACCGACCCAACACAGCGAAGAACACCAACAACAAGUUUUCAACACCAACAAGCGAAAAAGAAAAAACCUUAGAAACAUGUCAGGAGUUGGACCUCUCUCUCAGGAUUGGGAACCGGUGGUGCUCCGCAAGAAAGCCCCCACUGCCGCCGCCCGCAAGGACGAGAAAGCUGUCAACGCAGCCCGCCGUAGCGGCGCCGAGAUCGACACCGUCAAAAAAUUUAAUGCCGGGACAAACAAAGCUGCUUCUAGUAGUACUUCCUUGAAUACGAAGAGGCUGGAUGAUGAUACAGAGAAUCUGGCUCAUGAUCGUGUACCAACUGAGCUCAAGAAAGCUAUAAUGCAGGCCCGGAUGGACAAGAAACUCACCCAAGCUCAACUUGCUCAAAUCAUCAAUGAGAAGCCUCAAGUGAUCCAGGAGUAUGAGUCAGGGAAAGCCAUUCCAAACCAGCAGAUAAUUGGCAAGUUGGAGAGAGCCCUUGGUGCCAAACUGCGUGGCAAGAAAUGAGGAAGCAAAUCUAACGAACAGGGGUGUGUAUUUAGUUUUAGAUUUUUAUUUCACUGUCCAAGGUUGGUUGCAUUUGCACGCUUAUUUUGUGUGUAUGCUAGAGGGACAACUCGUGUGUUAACUGUUCAAACAUGAUGUAUCAUCAUAAAUAAGGAUAUGUUAUCAGCAUAAAUUUACCUUGGAGCAGAUGAAUAUGAUGCCAUCAUGAUAUAUCUGAAGAUUCAUAAUGUGUUUCAUUCAUAGUGGA